UCACGUGAAUAGAAAAAAUAAUAUAUCACGGUUUUGGAAAGUUGCGCGUUCUACUCUUUUUUAUUUCUGUGGGGCGAACGGUAAAUGUCUAUUUUCUAUGACGAAACAGAAGACUAAAACGGUGGUUUCCCUCUGACGAGAGAUAAAUAUUUAAAUCUUUGUCGAUUGCUUUUCCUCGCUAUAUUAUAUUAUAGGUAACAUUCAUAUUGCUGUAAUUCUUACCGCAAUGCCACACACUUAUAAAUAUUUUGGUUUGUUUAUCUUAAUAGCAAGCGGUGGUUUUAUUCGCUGUUUAAAUCUUGGACAUCCAAAUGGAGUUGUGUUUGAUGAAGUGUAUUAUGGUUCUGCGUGUUCACUCUAUAAGAACCAUCAGUUUUUUGUGGACAAACAUCCACCUUUGUUCAAAAUCCUUGCUUGUUCAUUGAUGUUUGAAGAACAUAUGACCAACAGCGUUAUAUGGAGCCACAUUGGAAAUGAAUUCCCAAAGGACUUUCCGAUUUCAUUUGUUCGAAUGUUUCCAGCAAUACUAGGUGUGGCAACAAUCCCAGCCACAUAUUACUUUGUAGUAUCAUGUGGGUUUUCACACUUUGCCGCAACUGUUUCUUCUUUAUUAGUUACCUUUGACAAUGGAUUAAUCGUACAAUGUCGAAUCUUAACGUCAGAUUCUUUUCAACAAUGUAUGCUCCUCAUUGCAUUAUGUUUUGCAAAUCGAAAUAGUUUGUUUGGAUUUGCUUUAUCCUUCUUGUGCAUUGGAGCAGUCAUAUCCACCAACACAUCGUUAUACUAUGUGUGGUUUAUGAUCAGUUAUCUCGCAUUAAAACGUUCCACUUUCUAUUUUGCUGAUACCAACACAUCACUGGAAAAAUGUUUGAUUCGGGGUGUCUUGUGUAUUUCAACUUCAGUCAUUCCCAUUCUUGUUUAUAUUUUUACAAUCGCGACCCAUGUUUCUCUACUACCAUCUAGUGGCCCCCAUGAUAAUAUUCUUUCAUCUUCAUUUCAGUCAUCACUGUUGGGAAAUAUUCAUGAAACAAACGUAACAUUUGGUUCUUUCACUUAUCUUCAUACAACAGAUGAGACUUCCUUAUAUGUUCCAUGCUACUUAAGAUCAGUGUUUCCAUUACAUUCUACUUCACACAACAAUAAUGUAUCUAACUUUGGGGAACCAAAUAUAAUGUGCAACACUUUUAAAGAUGAACAAUCUAUUUGGCAGAUUAUACACCCAGUUAAUUGGAACAUUGAAACAACAGUGAAAGACAAAGAUAUUGUAUAUUUGCAACACGAGAAGUCAAAACAUUAUUUAACAACUCAUAAUGUUGCUGCACCUGUGUCUAUUAACAAACAACAAGUAACAAGUUGUGUGAAUAAUACUCAGCUUUUUGAAUAUGAAUGGCAAGUUAUAUUAGAUGAGAAUGGACCUUGGAUUAAUGAAAUAUCAAAAGUUCGAUUUUUACAUGUGAAGACUCAAACAUUUCUGACGUCAACAGAAAAAUAUUUGCCAAAUGGUGUUAACAAGGAAAGUGAAGUUGCUUGUGAAGAAGCAUCGUUACAAAACACUGCGUGUUCAACAAAAUGGAACUCAGAAGUUCUUCACAACUUCAGGGGCGAAACAAGGAGCAAAACUUUCGGUUUAUGGCAAAAAAUUAUGGAGUUUCAUAGAAAAUCACUGCAAGUAAAUUCUGAUUCGACUGUAGCUCAUACUUUCAGUUCAGAGCUUGUGGGUUGGCCAUUAGCGCAAUCAAACAUAGCAUAUUGGUACAAUGCAAAUAUCAACGCACAAAUACACUUUGUGGGGAACGUUGUUGGUUGGGUGGGGGGAGUUGUCUCUAUUUUGUUUGUUUUAAUAUUUUGUUUCCUGAAUUGUGUUCUACGAAGAAGAAGAAUUUGUUAUACUACCGAAGAUUACUGGGAAAAGAUUUUAUUCCAAAGUUUAUUUUUGUUAUCUGCGUGGGUGAUGCAUCUACUUGUGUUAUAUGUUGAAGAAGCAAGUUUUAUAUAUGAAUAUGCACCAGCAGUUGUUUUUACUUAUGUUCUUCAAGGUGUUGCAUUUGAUGUUCUUCAUUUACACUGCGGUUGGUUUGCUUACAUCAUCGCUUGCCUUUACACGACAGCAGUGAUCAAAUGUUAUUGGAGUUUACGUUCUAUAACUUUCGGUUUCCCACUUACUUCGGAAUCUCUUAACAAUCUUUUUUGGUGGAGUUCUUGGGAGUUUCUUGCUGUUUAAUGUUAAGUUUAGAAAAUAAACUUUUGGUUAAGUAUUAUUGAUGUACUUGUUUUGUUUUUAUGUGUUUGUAAUAUAAUACAUGUAAAAAAAUGUUUGCAUACACAAUAUGCUUCUAAGGGAUAUUACAGUACUGAAGUUUUGUAAUUUUCUUUUUUUCUAAAAAUGUCAAAUAUUUUUUUUGGUUUUGCACAACUGAUUAAUUCUAAUAAAACAAACGUUUAUUACACAUUGUAAUGUUGUUAAUUGAAGUUUUUGUUUUUAAUAAACAUGGU
Molecule: messenger RNA, 2493 nt
Organism: Ciona intestinalis (vase tunicate)
Lineage: Eukaryota; Metazoa; Chordata; Ascidiacea; Phlebobranchia; Cionidae
Source: RefSeq, a predicted model, not a curated record